UUUUGCAUUUUUUGAUUGAAGCGAAGACGACGAACAAGUGGAGUAGAAGGAUUUCGGAAUUUGAAUACUUGUGCUCUUUAAAUAUAAAGUGUUUAAUUAAUUAAUUGCAAAAGUUUGAAGGCAUAAUAUAAAUUGUUCAUUUGAUAAAAUUAUGCAAUGAUGGACUUUCACUUAUUGGUUGUAAUUACCUGCAUCUUCCUCGCCUCUCUCUGCUCGCUUCUCUUCAUUAAUAGCAUUUUCCGUCGUAAAACAUUCGAAGAUAUCGUUGCCGAAAAGAAGGCGUUCACUGACAAAAUCUACGCCCAGAGCAAAGUGGCUGCAAGGAAACCAAAAAAACAACAAACAACAAAGAAGGAUCUGAAGCGUGAGAAAAAAAAAUUACAACGUGAACAGCAAAAAGACAACACCGAGCAAGAGGAUUCCGAUGCCCAAUCCGAACCAACAUCUGUAGAUGAUGAGCCGCAGGGUUUGUCCAAAUCUCAUGUUGAAUUCGAUCCAGAUCCAGAAGUGAUUGUUGGUGCCACUCCAGAAGCCGUGCGACGCGCCAGUAUCAUUGAGCGUGAAAAAGAAAAUUCAAAACAGAAAUCAAAGAAGGAGAAGAAGAGCAAGACUUCGGGAAUUUUGGUGAAUAAGAAUGAACCAGUUGUGGUGCGUGAGAAUUUGGUUAUUGAAGAACAAGCAAAUUCUUUCGAAACGAAACAACCUAAAGAUACAGUUGAGUUAAAGAAACACGAUAAGAAGGAUAAUAACAAAAAAGAAAAGAAUGGUAAAAAGGAUAAAAAUGUAGCAGUGGAAAAGCCAAUUUUGCCCGCUAGUGAACAGCAGCAACCACCAGUAGCCGAACCUGUUAUACAACCGCAAGUUGCAAAGGAGCUUAAACAGCAGGAUGAGAAAGUACGUCAAGGCUCACCAAAGGCACAUGUUGCUAAUAAUGCCAGUGGAAACAAUAAAACAAAACAACAAAAUAAGAAGCAGAACAAAGAGACUGCUGCUACCAAAGAUCUUGUACUUGCACUCGAUAAACUUUCUGAUUCAGAUACUAUUGGCGUUUCAUUACUCAUGAAUCUCUUCCGUCGCGCCGAGCUUAAUCGUUCCGAGAUACAAAUACUUAUCGAUUAUUUGUUGAAUAAGCAACAGGAUACGCCUGCAACUCAUUCGGAAUGGUCUGAUGAUAUAUGCCAGAAAUUAAAACGCCAAUUGGAAGAGAAGGAGAAAGCGUUAGCCGAAGAACAAGAAGCAUCGAUAGGUAUUCAAGCAAAAUUGCGUGAUUUACGUACAGAAAUUAAUGCAGAACGUGCCCAAUUGAAUGCUACUGUCAAAAAUUACGUUGAAGCGAUUAAUUCCAAAGACCAACAGAUUGCUUUACUCACUCAGGACAUGCAAGCACUCAACGACAAGUUCGCGCAGGAGCGUAAACAAUUCCAAGCCAAACUUUUAAUUGAAAAACAAAAUGGUUCCCAAGACUUGUUCGCACAAUUGCAACGCUUACAAUGUGAAUCGACGCACAAGGAUAAGUGUAUUAACGAUCUGACCUGCUUGGUUAACGCCUGUAAUCAGGCGAACGAAGAGUUAAAACAACAAAUAAGUCUCCUCGAACAGCAACGUGAAGAGCUCGAACAAAUCUCGAAUAACCGAAUUGUAGAACUCGAAAAAUCGAAAACACUUGAAAUCGAAAACGCUGAACGCCAGUUGGAAGUACAUAACUUACAAAAUGCACACGAAUCAAUCAAAGCUGAUUUGACGCAGGUCCGGCAAGAUCUUGAGGCACGAAACACGGCUUUGGCGGAGAAGCAGAAUCAGCUCGAAGCCUUGCAAGCUAAAAAUAACGAGUUGCUACAACAACUGGCCGGCAUAAACAAUCAUGCUGCGGAACAAUCUGGUUUGCAGGCAACAUACGAUGUACUCAAGUUACAAUUGGCUGAGAAAGAGCAACAAUUGGCCGAAUUUAAUACUAAGCAUGCCUCAUUAUUAAAACAAUUCAGCGGUUUAGAAGCGCAAACACAACUUAAUGCACAAACACAUAAUGAUUUACAGAAGUUGGUUCAGUCACUCCAGCAAGACAUCGGUAGUAAGCACCAGCAACUGCAACAGGUCGAGCAGACUGUGGACAAACUGAACCUACGUGAAAAGGAGUUACUACAACAGCUCCAAGAACAAAAAGAAAAGAACGAUGAUUUGCGUAAGAAAAACUGGAAGUUGGUUGAAGCUUUACAAAGUUGUGAAACAACAGCUAGACAAAGUAAAGCGUCUAAGAGCGCAAAUGCAAGCUUAGUUCAACAGCAGCAGCUUUUCGCAGCUUCGCAAAAACAAUCUUCCGCCACAGCCAAUUCCCCAACCGUUUCCGCAAAUGACGAGAAACAUGUGCGUGAAAUAUUCCAGCGUCUCUAUCCAGAAGCAGUUAAAGCUUGUGCCAGCACCGCGCUUAGUGUAUCCUUUGAGCAGUGGGUGGAACAGGUUUUGGCCUCACAAAUAAAAUUAGCUGCAGUCAAUAAAGCGGCUAGCAGCAGUAGUAACAAAUCAACACAAUCUAAUACCAACAGCAGCAACAGUAAUCACACCUCUUCAAGCCACACAAACAACAACUCACAUAAUGAUAACUUAAUCAAUAGCAAUAAUCGUAUUAGUAGCAACAGUAGUGGUGAUGGUGGAAGCAGCGGUAAUGGCAACGAUGUGGAUGCAGUUGAACUGCGUCUGCAAAAUACUCAACUGCGCGCCAAGGUGGAUGAGUUAACUAAGCUCGUUAAGAAGACUAGCAACACAUUGUCAGCUCUUGAAGGGCAUGCACUGCAAGAGCACGAGAAAUGGCAAAGCAUUUUAUUAGCAAAGGAUGAGGAAAUUUCUAGAUUGCAGCACUCAAAUGGAGCGCAGGACAUUUAAUGUCGCAUCAUUGGAGUUCGUUUAGCGUUAGAAAAAUGCAAUUAAGAUGUAAUGCCUUCCAAAUCCAAAAUGAGUAAACAAUAUAUGAUACAACAGCCAACUACUUACAUAGAAAAGCGGCCAGUAACCAUAGAAGUGGAUUAUAAUGAGUGGCAUAAUACAAUAUGCCAAAUGCAAGCAUAUUUCUUACAGAAGCUUACAAAAGUGAAACUAUUAGAAAAUACUUGCAUAUUAUCAGCAAACAAGAAUGUUCGUACGUAAGCAUUAAUUUGCACAAUAAGCGAUGAAAUAGUAGCUAAUAACAAACAGCAGCAACAUGAAUCAUUCUAAAAUUAUGUUACAGUACAGUAGGAGAUAAAAAGUAAAAGAUAUUAAAAACAUAAAGUUAAAUUAAAAAACAAACCAAUUAUGCGUGAAUAAAUGUAAAACAAAAAAUAGCAACAAAAAAUAUAGAGUUUAGUAUAAGCCUAAAACUGUGCAAUGUUUGAUGAUUGAAAGCGGAAGCAACAAAAGUAGAAUAUAUAAAGAUUAAAGCAAAUUAAAACAGCCAAUUACACUGAAUUGCUAAUAUAAAAUGGGUAAAGCUAGUAAUUAUGAAAUGCAAGCAUUAUAUAAAAAAAAUAGCAAGCUAGCAAAGCCGAUAAUAGGAUGGAAGUAGGAAAGAAAAAGAAAAAUCUAUUAAUGCGCUGCAUAGCUGAAUAGCAUUAUGCUGUUUGUGUUCCACAAAAAGUCUUUGCAUUUAUACAUACAAAUACAUGAAUACAUAAAUACAUACACAUAACCAAAUAAUGUUAAUUUAUACGUCACAAAAGAUCGUGAAUAAAGAUAUAAUGAACUGUAAACAUUACAA
Molecule: messenger RNA, 3727 nt
Organism: Bactrocera neohumeralis
Lineage: Eukaryota; Metazoa; Arthropoda; Insecta; Diptera; Tephritidae
Gene: alt
Product: nucleoprotein TPR
Exons: 6
Coding region: 157-2877 (906 amino acids)
Cellular component (GO): endoplasmic reticulum membrane
Source: RefSeq, a predicted model, not a curated record